Ipomoea nil (Japanese morning glory) is the source of this 885-nucleotide messenger RNA. RefSeq lists its product as uncharacterized. The record is from RefSeq and is a predicted model, not a curated record. Gene Ontology annotation, biological process: activation of protein kinase activity; mitotic spindle assembly; regulation of mitotic spindle organization. Gene Ontology annotation, cellular component: nuclear microtubule; mitotic spindle. Lineage: Eukaryota; Viridiplantae; Streptophyta; Magnoliopsida; Solanales; Convolvulaceae. The coding region runs from base 1 to 885 and encodes 294 amino acids. The transcript is spliced from 8 exons. Gene Ontology annotation, molecular function: protein kinase activator activity; microtubule binding.
AUGGAGAUUUGUCCAGCGCAGCUUUUGGUAAUUGGUAGGCAACAUACUGAUACUAAUAUGGGGUUUAAACCUCCAAAACCGCCGCGACCUGCAGUGAAAGCAAUGCAAGAUAGAUAUAUGAUGGAUGAAUCCAUUGAAGAAGAACUACUGCAUGAUGAUGAGCCUUCGUCGUCGCCGGAGAUUGAUUCGGUAUACGAGUUUGAUGCGUCUCAGUUCUUUGAUUUCACUCGACCGGAGUCUCCUUCCGAGGCUGAACGAGCCGAGCGGUGGUUCCAAGACGCCGGAUACUACCCGCCUUCUCCUUUCUUUUUUAAGUUAAACUUGAAAAAUAUCAGCCCUAUAGAAGAAGCAAAGGAAUCUCCAAUGUCAAAACACUGCAUUUCUUCAUCCAAUGAGAAGAUGAUGAUGAUGAAAGGAACAACAUACAACGAUCAAAGAGUUGAGGAUACUCCAAAAGCUAAAUCAAAGUCAAUGACAAAAUCCUCCAAACCCAGGAGCUCAACCUUAAUGAAACCUACGGCUAGUCAGUUGGCCAAGCAGAAUCAUGCACUACUGCAUGAUAAUCAAGCUACCAAAAGGCAAAAAUUGGAGAGUGGUUACGUGCGUAAGGUUGCUGAUUUGAAACACCAGACUUCGUUACUGCACAAGUCGUCCAAACUGGGUGGAUUGUCUCCUGCUGCAAAAACCAUACAUUCUAGGUUGAAUGUUACAGUUCCCAGAGAGCCUAACUUAGAAACUCGGCGUAGGGCACAAUGGCGGAGGUUAAGGCCCAAGAAUGAUUUAGGCUCAAGUGAUCAGCAUGUUACAGAGAAACCCAUUGCCUUCAAAGCCCGGGCAAUGAACAAAAAUGUUGAUUCUAGAGUCUCCUUCAAUGCCCCGACAUAA